Messenger RNA from Schistocerca nitens (vagrant locust), 3617 nucleotides. Its product is annotated as protein OPI10 homolog. Bases 106 to 693 code for a protein of 195 amino acids. Lineage: Eukaryota; Metazoa; Arthropoda; Insecta; Orthoptera; Acrididae. Gene Ontology annotation, molecular function: nuclear import signal receptor activity; Hsp70 protein binding. The record is from RefSeq and is a predicted model, not a curated record. The transcript has 3 exons. Gene Ontology annotation, biological process: protein import into nucleus. Gene Ontology annotation, cellular component: nucleus; cytosol.
UUGUGUUUUGAAGUGGUGUAAGGGCUUGUUGACUUGUUGUCUUGCCGAGAAAAACGCCUAGGGAAAGUUGUGUAUGAUCUACAUAAAUAAAAUAAAUUUACAGACAUGUUUGGUGUAAUAGUUUCUGGAAGACUGGUGCAAACAGAUUUUCAACAGUGUGACCAAACAAAAUUUGCAACAACUAUUACAGAUGCAGAUUCAAUCAAUCAUGUUGUGGUUUUUCUAACAGGAGUCCAAUCCUUUCCACCAGGAACUGGUGGUUUAGUCUAUUUCAGCUGGCCAGAACCAAAUGCACCUCCUACAUGGCACUUACUUGGGUAUAUAGCAAAUGAGAAACCUUCUGCUAUUUUCAAGAUAUCUGGAUUGAAGAAAACUGUUCCCCAUAGUGAACUGACACCAUUUGCAUUUGGACAGCAAAUGAUGUCACACAGUGCACAAAUUGGAAUAUCGGUGGAACCUCUUUCAAAUGUUCAUCAGCAGGCGGCUCUCAUCACCAAUCAGGCAGCAUCGUCCUUUUUGGAAUUUGGUCAGAAAAUGAUCCAGAACUUCAUAAACUUCACAUCUAGUUUUGCUGUAACAGCCCAGCAGAUUAACCCUGUGUUAAAUGAGACAUAUGUGCCUUUAUCUACUUUGCAAACCUGGUAUACCAACUUCGAACGCCGAUUGCAACAGAAUCCAUAUUUUUGGAGAUGAAGUGACAUGUCUUUAGGCUUGGCUACAUUGUUUGACCUUAGAUGUAAUUUGUAUGCCACAAAAUUUGAAACAUGAAUUUAAUUUCAGGAUAAAAUGGAGGUGACAGAAUUGGUACUAUAUUAAUUCCUUCAAAUGUCACCUUUUCUGUAGUAUGAAAUUUAAAUAACGAUAAAUUGAAAUAUUUAAGUGUGUGUUUUAUAAAAUUGGAUUGUUGGAAGGUACUUUAAUGUGGGCAACAUACUGUGUUGUAGUUUCUGGCAUUAUUGAAUAAAUAGUGUGUUACUAUUUAUUCAUAUAUAUUUUUUGCACUAUCAGAGAGAAGUGCAGAGAGCAGAAGGUAUUAGUCGUGCCCAGCACAAAAAAAUAUUGUAGUGAAAGGACCAAGAAAGAGGCAACUUCUCUACAUCAUGCUGGUAACUGAACCUAAGAAACUGCACCUUUGUUUACCCCCUUCAUUCAGAACAACUAUGGAUUUACAGCCAGCCUGCAAAGGCAACAAACAGUCAUAUAUUCCAUGUACACUGCAACUUGAGACUGCUCAAACGCAGUACUAAGAAGCAGCCACCAACUGUCAACAGUACAAUGGCUGGAAAAACCCGAAGCAUGUACAGUGUAUGCCCAAAGAUUCAAACUUUUGCCAACUACAACUUACGGAGCCAAGAGCUAAAGACAAAGUGAACAAAUAGUAUGUGAUAUUAUCAUAUUAACAUAAUUUUAAUAAUAGUUUACUUUUUAUUGUGCAUUUUAUCCAUAAUUCUGAAAGAAUGUUUUUUUUUUUUUUGUCAGUUGAUGUACUUAUUUGAACGAUAGUAGUUUGAGAAUGUGCAAUGUAUACAAUUCAUUAUUUUUUGUGUGUACAUAUUUUGUUUCUAUUUGAUCAUUGAUUGAUGUCUUUGAUUAUGAGAGUCCAUGUUGAAUGUUGUUCUAACAACAGUUUCAAGAGCUGAUAAUUUGACAUGUACAAAUUAUUUUUUGAUGUGAUAUUAUACUCUCUAGUUAAUGCUAACACAGGCUCUCAGACUAGUCCGAGCAAAAUAAACUGUGACUGGUAAAUUUCAUAUUUCUGAUUAGCUUAGUGAUAAGGUUGAUUCACACUGGCUGUCGUACAAUGUCGCAUCAAAAGUUUCCAUAAUGUUUUUUGCAAAUUUCAGCAAUUGCAUCAACCGUUGAUGGAACUUCAAUGUAAAAGCAAAGGUUGUCUAGUGUUUUGACUGUUAACGGAAUGAUGGCAUAUCAUGACUGCAUGAUCUAGUACAGUCCCAGUAUUUUGUAUAUUAACCUGUUAUCAUCGUGCUUAUUUAUGUUACUGACUUUUGUCCUUUAUAAUCUUUAUUUUAUUGCUCACAAAGCAAAAAUUUGUAUAUUAGUGGGAACUUCUCCAUCAGUAGACAGCUCUCAUUACCAUUUAGUCAGUGUUGUCCUCCUUGGAAUUUCCAUAAUCCUGAGGCUAAAUCUUGAUGUUCUGUAAGACAGAUGGUUUCACAACACAACUGAUUUGACUUUUGACAUUCCAUCUUGUGUGAGCCAGUUGCCACUUACAGGAGUAGUAGUGUUCCAUGAUGUGACAUUCCAUUGAUAUCCAGUGUGAAUUACUGAUUGCUCUAUUCUCAGUCUUUAUGUUCCCCAUGAAUUAAUUUUAUAUGAAUUCAUAACUACAGUAAAAUUCUAAUUUACAUACAUUUGUUCUCUGUAAACUUGUGGUCGACAAAUGACUGUACUUUGAUAAUAGAGCUCUUCCACUCCCCCCCUUUCCCCCAAGAAGCAGAAAAUCACAAAUGUUCAAUCAGUUUUCUGUUGUGUGGAAAUUAAUACCUCAGUUUUGUUUGAAUUACUGUGAGAAUGUAAGUUAUAUGCUCUGAGUUUCCAUUAUUGUUAUUUCACAACUUAUUGUAUCCAUAAUGUUUGUCUGGAUAUUAUUAUUUUUGUAUUCAGUGAAGCAAGUUAAAUUUAUUUUUGUGCUUUUUUCCCCCUUGUAAUGCUGGUGUAGUUACAGAAUACAAGUUUGCAUGUUUUAAAUAUUGCUGUAUAGACAGAUAGUUUGGGAACUUUUAACUAUAUUUAAGGUGAAAAUUUGACAGACUUCUGUUGCUGUUGUUUGUGAACUAAAAUGUUUCUAAGAAAGGUCAGAAGUACUCAAAAGCAUGAAUAACAAUACAGUAUAACCAGAAACAAAGAUAAUCAUUACAAAGGAAAUAUAUGUAGCCACAUACUAGAGCUGCAAUAUGUCUUUAGCGUACCUUUCUGUGGAGGGACAGGUGGCCAUAUCUUCACUUGCUCUCAUUGCACAAGAAUUGUAAUUUAAUAACAGUGAUUGCAGCAAGUCCUCGUUACAUGUAACAUUUGUGAAAUCUGUUAUUUAAUGAUGGGAGGGUAGGCCAUAUUUCUAUAUAUGGUCUGUGAUACAUAUUUAUAAAAAGUGAGUCACAGUUAUAGAAUCGCAUGACACAUCAAUCUUUAUUGAUCCAAUGAACAGUGGCAUUUGUUCUUGCUUUGUGUGUGAAAGCUUUCUUGACAUGUAUGUGGUGUUAAAAUAAUAGUAGAUUGAUGGUAAGAGGUAAUUCAUUUUUAAAUGCUUUCUACAUAAUAGUCUUAGAGAAAUAUUUUUAAAAUGUUUAAAGAUAAUCUUUUCUGGAUAGUAACUGGCCUUCAUAAUUUUUCUGAGAUAUAGAAAGUAGAUUUAGUCCAAAGCUUAUUAAACAACAUAAAAACACUUACUUAAAAAAAUUGAAAUAUCAUAUUUUGAAGAGAUUUGCACAGCUAUAGUAGCAGAAGGUAAAUUUUAUGGACAGUGACCUAAUCCCAGCUCCUUAUACUACCAAUUUUUUUUUAAUUUGCAGUCAUUAAGUAGUGAGUAAAUAAAGUGAGUGUAAUUGGUGAGUAAGUUGUAAACCAGCUGUUGCAUAGUCAUAAAUUAUAUGCUUGAG